Molecule: messenger RNA, 1062 nt
Organism: Tachyglossus aculeatus (Australian echidna)
Lineage: Eukaryota; Metazoa; Chordata; Mammalia; Monotremata; Tachyglossidae
Gene: ARMH2
Product: armadillo like helical domain containing 2
Exons: 2
Coding region: 18-728 (236 amino acids)
Source: RefSeq, a predicted model, not a curated record
AACCCGUUCUCCGCCCGAUGGCUCAGAGAAGCUCCUCGAGCAUCCUGAGAGCUCUCAGGAGCUGUGGGGAUUAUGUGGUGCAGUUCUGUCUCCAGACGGUCGCCCAGGUCUUGGCCCUGUGGGAUGCCUACAUCCAGCCCUAUUUUGUGGAGAAAGAGGAAAGGUUCUACACCACGGUGGAGAACGUGUUUCACAAAGAAAAGAUUAACAGCUUUGGACAGAGCCUGAAGGACGCGGAGCUCCCCGUGGCCACCAAAGCGGAGGCGGUGAUGAAAAUGGGGCUGUUGGCCUACACAGGAGGCCCGAAGGGUUCGAAGUGUGCCCUGGAAUAUAUGCCCGAGAUGGUUCAGCUUUUGCAAGAGCCGACGCUGACCGCCACGGAGAAGAUUCAGCUGCUGAAAGGCCUGGCCGGCUUAUGCUACGUCAACGGCUCGAGUAAGACCAGAGCCCAGAAACUUGAUCUCCUUCGCAUCCUCCUGGAUUACCUCGACCCAGACGGGGAUUCCGGCUCCUCGGAUCCGGCGUUUCACUCCACCGGUCUGGUGAAGUUCUGGACCUGCUACCUCAUGUCCGUCAUCACUUGUAACCACCACCACUCCAUUAAGGUCCUGAGGGAGGUCCCGGGCCUCAAACAGAACCUGAAAUUUCUGGCCGGCCAGAACUGGAGCGGCUGGCCCGAGAACUACGCUGAGGUCUUGUAUUUCCUCGUUGGGUUUCACAAGCAUUAAGGAGGCCUUCGUCUCGGCAAUAUGUGACUCCUUACUUACGUUGCCUUUCGUCUCGGCAAUACACGACUAAGCCUUCCUUACGUUGCCUUUUGUCUCGGCAAUAUGUGACUUCUUAUUUACGCUGCCUUUCGUUUCAGCAAUACACGACUAAGUCUUACUUACAUUGCCUUUCGUCUCAGCAAUACACGACUAAGUCUUAUAUUGCCUUUCGUCUCAGCAAUACAUGACUAAGUCUUACUUACAUUACCUUUCGUCUCUGCAAUACGUGACUUCUUACUUAUGUUGCCUUUCAUCUCGGCAAUACACGACUAAGUCUUACUUACGUCGCCUUUCG